Molecule: messenger RNA, 2181 nt
Organism: Quercus robur (English oak)
Lineage: Eukaryota; Viridiplantae; Streptophyta; Magnoliopsida; Fagales; Fagaceae
Product: aspartyl protease APCB1
Exons: 9
Coding region: 189-1949 (586 amino acids)
Biological process (GO): proteolysis
Molecular function (GO): aspartic-type endopeptidase activity
Source: RefSeq, a predicted model, not a curated record
AUGCAUUGAAAACAUUGACUUUUCGGACACAUACCUACAGAGCGAGUCUUUGAGACAACCGUGUGUAGUGUGUACAUGUUUUUCUCUCCCCUACAAGGUACACACCCUUUUUCUCAACAGGAGUUAAGACACACAGUACUUCUCUACUACAGCCUCCGAAUCCUUAGCUUUUUUCCUUAAUUUAGACAAUGGAUUCUGAUGAGGCACCACCACAAGUUAGAGGGUUUGUAAUAAUCACUCUUCCACCACCAGACAACCCAUCACUAGGCAAAACCAUCACUGCUUUCACUAUCUCCAACAACACUACUGGUACUAUUCCUCAAACCCCAACCCAAACUCAACAACAACCACAACCCCAUCACAACAACAAUGAUCCACAAGACCCUCGUCCACCCCAGCAACCAGAAUCAGUACCAAAUCCACAGGUUCAUCUUCCACCCACAGUUAGCAGAAGCUUCAUUAUCAAUCCAAGAAAGCUAUUGGCCUUUCUGGGUAUCUCUCUAUUGGCUUUGGUCCUUUAUGGUUCAGUAUCUUCUCCGAUCGUCCAGGAUUUGCGUGACACAGAGGAUGAUGAUGAAGAUGAUAAACCCGGAUCGAUUCUCUUGCCUUUGUACAGAAAAUGGAGGACUCCACAAAAGGGUUUGGAACUUAAACUAGGGAGUUUUGUGGAUAUGGAUAAAGGGGAUUUGGUUUCUAUAAUUGAGGAUGAGGUAGGAGACCCCAAGACAAACAAUUUGCUUGCUUCUAACAAAAAAGUUGAUCCCUCUUCCAUUUUACCUGUUAGAGGCAAUGUGUAUCCAGAUGGAUUGUAUUACACAUACAUACUUGUUGGGGAUCCUCCAAAGCGUUAUUUUCUUGACAUAGAUACUGGGAGUGACUUAACAUGGAUUCAGUGUGAUGCUCCUUGCAUUAGCUGUGCCAAGGGGGCAAAUGCUUUGUACAAGCCAACAAAAGACAACAUACUACCCUCCAAGGACUUGUUGUGCAUGGAAGUUCAGAGACAUCAAGCAGCUGGAUAUUGUCAAAGUUGCCAACAAUGUGACUAUGAGAUUCAGUAUGCAGAUCAAAGCUCCUCUGUGGGGGUUCUGGCAAGAGAUGAGCUUCAUCUACUUAUGGAAAAUGGAUCAUGGACCAAUUUGAAUCUUGUUUUCGGGUGUGCAUAUGAUCAGAAAGGCUUACUUUUGAGUACUCUGGCAAAGACAGAUGGAAUCCUUGGGCUAAGCAGGUCUAAAGUUAGCUUACCUUCCCAGUUGGCAAGAAAGGGAAUCAUUAAAAAUGUACUUGGUCAUUGCCUCACUAUUGAUGGAGCUGGCGGGUAUUUGUUCUUAGGUGAUGAUUUUGUACCGCAGUGGGGUAUGUCAUGGGUUCCUAUGCUUAAUGGCCUUUCAAUGGAUUUUUAUCAUUCAGAGAUUAUGAAAAUGAAUUAUGGAAGUAGGCGUCUCCGCUUAGGUGUUCCAGACAGCAGCGUAGGACCAGUAAUUUUUGAUAGUGGUAGUUCUUACACAUAUUUUUUGCAACAAGCAUAUUCCGAUUUAGUUGCUUCUCUUGAAGAAGUUUCUGGGUUAGGACUCAUCCAAGAUACGUCAGAUUUAACGUUGCCGAUUUGUUGGAAAGCAGAAUCCCCAAUCAGAUCUGUCAAGGAUGUCAAGCAUUUCUUUAAGACUUUAACCCUUCAGUUUUGGAGCACAUGGUGGAUUGGCUCCACAAAACUUCAAAUUCCUCCUGAGGGCUACUUGAUUAUUAGUGACAAAGGCAACGUCUGCUUGGGUAUCCUUGAUGGAAGCAAAGUACAUGAUGGAUCAACGAUUAUACUUGGAGACAUCUCAUUGCGUGGGAAACUGGUCAUAUAUGACAAUGUAAAGCAUAAAAUUGGAUGGCAACCAUCAGACUGCAUCAGGUCACGAAAAUUUAAAUCUCUUCUGCCCUUUUGGGGAGAAGGGACUUCGUAGUUAGUAUGGGACGAAGUAGACCAGCUUCCUUUGUACAUACCGGCUUUAAGCUUUUGCUGCUCUUUUUGUAUAUAUUCUAUGAAGUAGUUUAUGUGAACUAUGCACGUCUCAACGCUCUUGUCUAUGAUAUGUAAGUAUGAAUGUAAAUAAAUAAAAAUUUUCUGGACCAUGAAACAUAUUCUGUAUGUAUUUUGUUAAUGAUGAUGUAAUAUAUUGUUCUUUAGGAUAAUAA